Glossina fuscipes is the source of this 1712-nucleotide messenger RNA. RefSeq names its product glutamyl-tRNA(Gln) amidotransferase subunit A, mitochondrial (gene GatA). The record is from RefSeq and is a predicted model, not a curated record. The transcript has 4 exons. Gene Ontology annotation, molecular function: glutaminyl-tRNA synthase (glutamine-hydrolyzing) activity. Bases 139 to 1656 code for a protein of 505 amino acids. Lineage: Eukaryota; Metazoa; Arthropoda; Insecta; Diptera; Glossinidae. Gene Ontology annotation, biological process: mitochondrial translation; glutaminyl-tRNAGln biosynthesis via transamidation. Gene Ontology annotation, cellular component: glutamyl-tRNA(Gln) amidotransferase complex; mitochondrion.
CGAAUGCAAUAUUGAGCUUAUAUUUUUGUUUUUGUUUCUUUCCUUGUUUAUCUCCGCUCUGAUGAGUUCUUUGGCGAAUUUGCUGUUAUUAUAACUGAUUGACAUUUAAGAUUUUGUUUUAAUUUGAACGUGAAAGAAAUGCGAAAAUAUCUCCCAAAAAACAUUAUUCAUUUAACAAAUAAAUUUGCUGAGGGAAGUAACAGCCCACUGGAAGUUACAAAAAGUGCUUUUAACGAUGCUGAGAAAUUCAAAAAUUUAAAUGCAUUUAUUAAGUUAACAAAAAAGCUGGCAUAUGAUUCAGCAACGGAAUCAACGCGUCGUUAUUCUGAGAAACGAACGAAAGGUCCUUUAGAUGGUGUUACGAUUGCUAUCAAGGAUAAUUUUUGCACCAAAGGAAUUCAUACCACAUGUGCAUCAAAAAUGCUAGAAGAUUUUGUACCGCCUUACAAUGCAACGAUUUAUGAACGCUUAUUGAACAAUGGAGCAAUUUUAAUUGGUAAAACCAAUAUGGACGAGUUCGCAAUGGGUUCUGGAUGUGUCGAUUCAAUAUAUGGUCCAAGUAAAAACAUCUGGAGCAAGAAUCUAGAAAACGAUGAAUGGCGAAUUGCUGGUGGCAGCUCAGGCGGUUCCGCUUUAGCAGUGGCCAGUGGCGUUUGUUAUGCCUCUAUAGGAUCCGAUACUGGCGGCUCAGUUCGGAAUCCGGCAUCGUAUUGCGGUGUCAUUGGCCUGAAACCUACUUAUGGCUUGGUUUCCAGACAUGGCCUUAUCCCGUUGGUGAAUUCUAUGGAUGUUCCCGGUAUUUUUGCUCGCACAGUUAGCGAUUGUACUACUAUUUUAAAUUGCGUUUCCGGACCUGAUAUGCGAGAUGCGACUACCAUAAAAAUGCAAUAUCAGCCAAUAAAUCUUCCACUACCCGAACAAAUAGACAUUAGCAAAUUCCGAGUAGGCGUGCCAAAAGAAUACCAUUGUGAACAGCUAUCAAAAGAUGUGUUGGAAACUUGGCAGAAAGUGGCUGGUUUACUGGAAAAUGAAGGUGCAAUAGUAAAGCAAGUUUCUCUACCACAUACAGCAGCUAGUAUUUAUGUUUAUUCAAUAUUAAAUCAGUGCGAAGUAGCUAGCAAUAUGGCGAAAUACGAUGGUAUUGAAUACGGUCAUCGAGCUGAUUACGAUUGCAGUACGGAAGAGUUCUAUGCCAAAAGCAGAGCCCACGGGUUCAAUGAGAUCGUAAAAGGAAGAAUAUUAGCUGGGAACUUUUUUUUACUCAGGAAGAAUUAUAAGAAUUUUUUUGAAAAAGCUUUAAAAGUUCGACGGUUAAUAACGGAAGACUUUACGAAAGUAUUUGAAGGCUCGCCAGCGGAACGAAUUGAUGUGCUAUUAACGCCUACUACUUUAACGGAAGCACCACUGUACAAGGAGUUUAUAACAGCCUCUAAUCGUGACCAAUGUGCAGUACAAGAUUUUUGCACUCAACCGUGCAAUAUGGCUGGAAUACCCGCCAUCUCACUACCUAUUAGACUCAGUGCUAACGGUUUACCUAUUUCUUUGCAGAUAAUGAGUAAUAAAUUCAAUGAGAAACUCUUGUUAACAUUUGCACGUUGGCUAGAAAAUCAAUUUGAAUUCAAUUGUUUAUAUAACAGAGAACUCUAUGAAAUUUAAAAACAAAACAAAUUGGAUCAAUUAUUUCAAGAUUUUGAACGUACAAUGAAUAUAUU